Molecule: messenger RNA, 957 nt
Organism: Rotaria sp. Silwood1
Lineage: Eukaryota; Metazoa; Rotifera; Eurotatoria; Philodinida; Philodinidae
Source: the annotation of a GenBank genome assembly
AUGCUGGAUUGUACAUCAUCCCUGGUCUUUUUCGAUUAUAUGAAACGUUUUCGCACACAAUAUUUAAGAGCUGUUUUCUUAGGUGAAGCACUAACAUCUGCUAUUCCUACCGUAUUAAUACUUGCGCAAGGUGUAGCAGGUGAAACAAUAUGUAUUCAGAAAAUUAAUAGCACUCUUCUAGAACCCAGUUAUACUCAGCCACGUUUUAGUGUCAAAAUUUUCAUGUUUUGUAUCGCAGGUAUCAUCAUCGCAUCACUUAUUGCUUUCAUUCUUCUUAGAUGGACCAGUAUCGUCCGAUUAGCCGAUGCUGCAGAAAAGAAUGUUCGUGAAAAAGCAAUAUCUAACAGAAAUGUUGCUGUUGAAGAGAACUUACCUAUGGUUAAUGUUAUCAAGUCACGUACAUCAUCGAAAUCAAUUCAACAUAUGCCACGACGUUUAUUUUUUCUUUUUUUAAUUCUUAAUACAGUUAAUUCAACUAUAUCAUUCGGAUGUUUACCAUCAUUGAGUACGUAUGCUUUAUUACCCUUUGGUCAGAAAGCAUUCUAUUAUUGGAGUGUUCUCCUUCCGAUUGCUUAUCCACUUGCAUUACUACUAAGCAUAUACUGGAAACAUGUUUCGAAUCAUGUAAUCGUCCUUCAAUCAAUAUUUAAUUGGCUACUUGCUACUUUCAUUUUUAUUAUUGCUAGACAAAGUCCAUGCCCAUGGUUAGCAGAUACAAUACAAGGUGCUUUGAUGAUUAUUACAGUAUGGUUUAUAAUGUCAUUAACAAGUGGUUUUCUACGAAUAACAAUUGGUAAUCGUAUUAAAAGUGAAUGGGAAGAUGAUAAGGGUAUGUUUUACUAUGGUGGAACAGUUCAAUUAGGAUUAUUAUUAGGAACUAUACCCAUAUAUAUAUUAAUUAAUGUAUUUGGCGUUUUUAUAGAUCGAAAACCAUGUCGAGCAUAUUGUUUUUCCUGA